Messenger RNA from Trichoderma aggressivum f. europaeum, 786 nucleotides. RefSeq lists its product as uncharacterized. Gene Ontology annotation, molecular function: acetate transmembrane transporter activity. Bases 1 to 786 code for a protein of 261 amino acids. Gene Ontology annotation, cellular component: plasma membrane. Lineage: Eukaryota; Fungi; Ascomycota; Sordariomycetes; Hypocreales; Hypocreaceae. The record is from RefSeq and is a predicted model, not a curated record. The transcript has 5 exons.
AUGGCAGAGGAAAAGGGUAAUCGAAUUGACGUCGACUCUGAGUCAGAGCGGGCCGAGGCGUUGAAUCGAUUUCGUUCCGCGGCGAGCAUCAGCAUGACACCCGAGUUGUUCGAGAAGCUGUACCUGGCGCCGCAGAGUAAAGUCAAGGGCCAUCUGAGAGAUACGUUUGGAAACCCAACACCAAUUCUGAUGGGCUGGCGAGGAGCAAGCGGCGGCGGCGCAGCUACAAUCCCGGUAUACUUCUUCCAAGCCGGAAUCCUCAUGACCGUUGGCGGCCUCCUCGAAUGGAUCCUGGGCAACAGCUUCCCCGCCGUCGUCUUCACAUCGUUUGGCACGUUUUGGUUGUCUUACGGAGGUGUUUUGAACCCGUCGUUUGCUGCGUUUUCUUCGUACGCAAAGGCGGGCGAAGAUGGUACCGAGGGGCUUCAGACAACCGGCUUCAAUGCCAGUCUUGGCUUUUGGUUUCUCUUCAUGGGACUUCUUAGUCUCGUGUUUCUCAUUUGUUCACUGCGUACCAAUGUCGCCUUCUUCAUCAUCUUCUUGACGCUGGUAAUUGCUUUUGGACUGUUGACCGGAGCUUAUUGGGCAAUGGCGGAGGAUUUCGUGGGUAAUGCUCAUUAUGCAAACAAGUUGCUUGUGGGAGCUGGAGCCUCGGCUUUUGUAACGUGUCUGGCGGGAUGGUACAUUCUGUUAGCCAUUUCGCUUGCGAUAGUCGACUUUCCGAUUCAGAUUCCGGUGGGUGAUUUAAGCAAUGUAGUCAAGGGCAAGUCGAUUAGGGAGCACUGA